Helianthus annuus (common sunflower) is the source of this 1386-nucleotide messenger RNA. RefSeq lists its product as uncharacterized. The transcript has 3 exons. The record is from RefSeq and is a predicted model, not a curated record. Lineage: Eukaryota; Viridiplantae; Streptophyta; Magnoliopsida; Asterales; Asteraceae. The coding region runs from base 1 to 1386 and encodes 461 amino acids.
AUGGGUCCUAUACGUCCAAGAGUUCGUUUGGGUGUACCAAGAAGACAUCUUCGAGAGAAUACAAGAGGUAUAGAAGCACAUUUUAGACCGGUGAUUACUCAUAAUCCUUCACCGGUAGUUAUUCCUCACAAUGACCAAGGGAGGACGUUUGAAGUUAGAACCAAUUCAUUACAAAGUUUGCCAAAGUAUAAGGGUCUAGCAACGGAGGAGCCUUAUUUUCACUUGGAGGCUUAUGAUUCAAUUUGCAACAAUCUUGGGAGUCAAGGAUUUUCGGCCGAUGACGUCAAAUCGGUACUUUUCCAAUUUUCUUUAGAAGACAAAGCUAAAAAGUGGUUCUACACCCUACCUUCGGCAUCUAUCUACACAUGGGCGGAGAUGCAACAAAUCUUUUUGGAUGAAUUUUAUACCGUUCAAAAGACGAAUGAUGCUAGGAAAGGGUUGAGAAGUUUUCAACAACAAUCUGGUGAGAUGUUUCAUGAAGCAUUCGAACGGUUUAACAUGAUGAUCAAGAAUUGCCCUCAUCAUGGGAUAGAGUUAUGGGAAUUGAAGAAUGCUUUCCAUGAAGGGUUAAGUGCCGAAGAUGCUCGCGAUUUAAUGUCUAUCAUAAAUGGUACUUUUGGUACAAACUACGAGCAUGACGAUUGGGAAUUUUUGGAGCAAAUGGCGAUCACAUCAAAAAGAAAAGCUCAAGCAUCAAGGAGAGCACGACCGGACAUUACCCGAACUCAAGUGCACGCGGUAGAUGAUGGGCAUGCGGCUGAAAAUUGCCAAGGAGGUGAAGGGCAAUAUGAAGAGGUGAAUGCUUUGCAAGGGCAAGGAGGGGGUGGUAGAAAUUACAACAUAAAUUCUAACUCUUACCACCCCGGUUUGAGAAACCACCCAAAUUUUCGAUACGGGAAUCCCUCAAAUCAAGCCAACACGAAUUUUCAAGGAAGUCAAGGUAACUUGGGUUCGCGCCAACCUUUCAAUAAUCAAGGUGGAUAUCGAGGUGGGAACAAUCAAGGAUACCAAAGACAAUAUCAAACGGGUCAAGAGCAAGGGGGGUCUUCGGGUGGAAAUAAGAUGAUGGAGAUAUUAAAGACCAUGCAAGCGGAGAUGCAAAAGAGAUACCAAAUGGAUGAUGCGUGCAUGCAAAAACAUGAGGCCCGUGACAAAGCAAUUCAAACUUUGACCACCCAAAUGGGUCAACUCGCAACCGAAGUGGCGGACUUGAAAAAAGGUAAAGGUCAAUUACCAAGCGACACUAAGGUAAACCCGUCUCAUAAUUCUUCUAGAGGUUCACGCAUGUGCGUUGGAAGUGGAAGAGAGGGAGCAAUAGGCUCUAGCGGUGAAGGAAGGAAGACCGCCAUGGACCCACCAAACAGAGAAUUUACUGGUGGGAAUUGA